AUGUCGAAUUCAAGCGCGACUGUGGUGAACGAAUGGCCAGCGGCGAAGGUUCGCAGCACCUUUUUGGAUUUCUUCCGUGAAAAGGAGCACACGUUCGUGCCGUCGAGCUCAACUGUCCCUUACGAUGAUCCAACACUCCUUUUUGCCAAUGCUGGAAUGAACCAGUACAAAUCUAUAUUCUUGGGGACAGUGGAUCCAUCGUCCGAAUUUUCGAAACUACGUCGCGCUGUGAACUCGCAGAAAUGUAUUCGCGCAGGUGGUAAGCACAACGACUUGGAUGAUGUUGGUAAAGACACAUACCAUCACACAUUUUUCGAAAUGCUGGGCAACUGGAGUUUCGGUGACUAUUUCAAGGAGGAAGCUAUCAGUUUCGCUUGGAAACUUUUGACAGAAGUGUAUGGGUUGCCCAGCGACCGUCUUUAUGUAACCUAUUUCGAGGGAGACCCAAAGCAGGGCCUUGAACCUGACGUUGAAACACUCGAGAUCUGGCGAAAAGUCGGUGUGCCUGAUGAACGUAUUCUUAAGGGCAAUGCAAAAGACAACUUUUGGGAAAUGGGUGCAACUGGCCCCUGCGGUCCAUGCAGUGAGAUCCAUUUUGAUCGUGUAGGAGGCCGAAAUGCUGCAAGCCUUGUGAACAUGGACGACCCUGAUGUUAUUGAGGUGUGGAACAAUGUGUUUAUUCAAUUCAAUCGAGAGGAGGAUGGCUCACUUCGUCCCCUACCUGCACGCCACAUCGAUACAGGCAUGGGCUUUGAACGUCUUGUCUCCAUUUUGCAGGAUAAGCGGUCUAACUAUGAUACGGACGUUUUCAUGCCCCUGUUUUCCCGUAUUCAAGAACUAACUGGUGCCCGUCCUUACAGCGGCAAGCUUGGCGCUGAGGAUGUAGAUGGCCUCGACACUGCAUAUCGUGUGGUAGCUGACCACAUUCGAACGCUGACAUUUGCGAUUAGUGACGGUUGCAUUCCCGACAAAGAUGGUCGUGGCUACGUGUUGCGUCGUAUCUUGCGUCGUGGUACGCGCUUUGUCCGCAAGUACUUCCAGGUCCCGAUUGGUGCAUUUUUCUCCCAGUUAGUCCCUACGCUGGUUGAGCAGAUGGGCUCAUUUUUCCCUGAGAUCACGAGGAAAACCAAGGAGUUGCAGGCGAUCCUUAAUGAAGAGGAGCAAUCUUUCGCGCGUACUCUGGACCGGGGCGAGAAGUUGUUCGAACAGUACGCGAAUGCUGCACGCACCGAAGGACGCACGAAGUUGAGCGGUGCAGAUGUAUGGCGAUUGUACGACACGUAUGGUUUCCCGGUAGACCUGACUAGCAUCAUGGCAGAAGAGCAAGGCCUUACCUUUGACCAGGCUGAAUUUGAAAAGGCACAAGCUGAAAGCAAAGAGGCUAGCAAGGGUCAAGGCAAACAACAGGAGGCCCUUGCUGUUAAGCUUGAUGUGCAUGAUCUUGGCCACUUGGAUGCAGAUGCCUCCGUUCCUCAAACGAACGACGUAUUCAAGUACGACACACCGUCUAUGCAGGCUCAUGUGAAGGCGAUCUUCCAGGAACACAAAUUUGUGAGUGAUUCGAACUCGUUGGCAAAGGCGGGUGAACCAUUCGGCAUUCUUCUCGAUCAAACCAACAUGUAUGCUGAAAGCGGCGGUCAGCAGGCUGAUACGGGUAGUCUUGUGAUUGAUGGCAAAGCUGAGUUCGAGGUCUCCGACGUACAGGCGUCUAAUGGAUAUGUGUUGCACAUCGGCUUCCUCAAGUACGGUAAACUGAGUGUGGGCGACCAGGUUGUCGUCAGUUACGACGAAUCGCGACGCCGUCCCCUUCAAAAUAACCAUACAGGUACACACAUUUUAAACUUUGGACUACGAGAGAUUUUGGGUGACCAUGUGGAUCAGAAGGGCUCGUUGGUGGCACCUUCCAAGCUCCGCUUCGACUUCUCGCACAAGGCCCCGGUUAACGUGUCAGAGCUACAAAAGAUCGAGGACAUUAGCAACUCGUUUAUUGAGCGAGACGUGAGUGUAUAUGCCAAAGACAUGGUACUUGAGGAAGCAUACAAGAUUCCUGGUCUUCGUGCUGUAUUUGGUGAAUCUUAUCCGAACCCUGUGCGUGUCGUUGCUCUGGAAUUUGAUAUUGAUCAGAUGGCCAAGGAUCUAACGAACCCACGCUGGCGUCAAACCUCUAUCGAAUUUUGUGGUGGUACUCAUGUCAAGAAGACCGGUGAGAUUGGCCGUUUGGUUGUCACAGAAGAGAGCGGUAUUGCUAAAGGCAUUCGCCGCAUCGUCGCUGUGACCGGUGACGAGGCUGUGGCUGUGACCGCUACGGCAGACGAAGCAUCCAAGCGCCUCGACGAGAUUGAUCAAGUAUCAGAUGAUGUCGCUAAGGAGGCACAGCUGAAAGCUUUCAGUGUCGAGCUUGCACGCAUGGAUAUCAGCGUAGUUCGUAAAGAUGAACUCAAGGCACGCUUUACCAAGAUUCGUAAAGCUCUCGACACGCGUCUCAAGGCACGCGCUGCAGCAGAUGUAAAGGUGGCCCAGGAGGCAGUGCAAACGUAUUUCAACGAGAAUCCUGACGCGCGUGUUUACAUUGCCCAGCUCGACACAGGUGCCAACUCAAAAGCGUUGCAGUCGGGUGUCGCUGUCGCUCGAAAGCUAAACAAGUCUGUGUACCUGUUUGCUCGCGAGUCUGGCUCCGAAAAAACCAAGACGCUAUACGGCAACUUUGUGCCGAAAGAUGAGCUUGAGCGUGGCCUCGACGCUGUCUCGUGGAAUAAGGCUGUAUCGGAAAAACUACAAGGCCGGGGAGGCGGUAAACCCGAUGGAGCACAAGGCCAAGGCGAAGGGACGAAGGCCGACGUGGAUGAGGCAAUCAAGUUAGCUCAAUCUUUCUUCGACAUGCAGCUCAAAUAA
Molecule: messenger RNA, 2892 nt
Organism: Malassezia globosa CBS 7966
Lineage: Eukaryota; Fungi; Basidiomycota; Malasseziomycetes; Malasseziales; Malasseziaceae
Exons: 1
Coding region: 1-2892 (963 amino acids)
Biological process (GO): alanyl-tRNA aminoacylation
Cellular component (GO): mitochondrion; cytoplasm
Molecular function (GO): alanine-tRNA ligase activity; aminoacyl-tRNA deacylase activity; ATP binding
Source: RefSeq, a predicted model, not a curated record